UCAUAAUUUUGAAAUAAAUAACUUUUAUUCAGCAAGGAUGCACUGCAUGAAUCAAAAGUGAUGCAUUUAUAAUGUGAAAAGAUUUCUAAUUUUAAGAAAUGCUGUCCUUUUAUGCUUUCUAGUCAUCAAAGAAUGUUAUGAUAAUACCCACUACAUAGUCUUCAUCACAGCGGUUGUAUGAACUACAUCCCGUGUGCCUUACACGUAAUAUGUAGUAUAAAUCUAGUAUAAUACAAACUUAGGAUGCAUUACAUCUAGCUAAAUAUAGGCCUGUUUAUAACAUAACUGAGGUUAUGCACACUAUGUAGUAUCCUACAGUUUAGCAAGAGAACUUAAAAGUGUAUAAGAUCACUAAUUAAAAUGUUUUGCAUUUGUAUUUUCACAGUUUUGGACAGUGGGCUCUUUUCACAGUUAUAUCUAGCAAAAGUAGUUUUUAUGUACCCUUUUAACACUAUAUUCUGUGUUUUAUUACUUUGGCAUUACAUUUCAGAAAAAUAGUUAAAGCUGCUUGUGGGUAUUUCUUACAGCUGGGCGAGUGACGGCAACUUUGACAUCUUUUGUCAAUCUUUCUAUAAUUUUUUUCCUCAGAAACGCUGGGUUUUUCUUUAAAUUGCAUACACCACUUCAGGACCAAACUAUAGGCUAUCGACUUCUGCUUCUAAGAACCCCGGAAACGUGAAGGGGUCCAUUGUUUUUCUUUUAACUGGCCAAGAUUGUAUUUUUGUAGUCUUCACCAGAUUUGACUGCAGGUCAUCUCGUGGGUUAUCUAACCAGCAUCUCUGAGCUCAUGGAGAGACAGAAUCACCACAUGACCGAGCCCACAGUAUGACCCCUGGGCCUAAAGACGUUUGUCAAAUCCACAGACCGUCUUAAUCCUGUUGAUGGAUUAGAGCGUUGUUCUGAUCCUGUGCCGGUGAGACGAGCCGACGUAGGUUCAUUCACUCGACCAAUCAGAGAACGAGCAUCAGUCGGUUAAUGCCGAUGUGUACGUGUACUUGUGUGAGUUCUGUCUCAAACUCUCAUCCAUUCAAGCUCAGCACACCAGAGAGGAGGACAACACUUGGACAGUCACCCUGAACCUUCCAAAAAACAUUUCAUUCACAUACUAAUUCAAUCAUCUUCCAGCAUGUUCUCCCAAUAUAAAAUCUUGUCGUUGAUGAACUGCCUGUUACUCCUGACGAUGAUGUUUCCUGCGGUCCAGUCGCGUCGGGGCGGGGGCUUCGGGCGUGGAGGAGGCCGAGGUGGAGGAUGGGGUGGCAGCAGCUCUGGUCGCGCAGGCUGGGGAGGAGGCGGUGGACAUUACCGUGCCCCACCAGCUCACACCGGAGGCUCCUCGGGACACAGCACUGGCAAGGUAGCAGGGGCGGCCGCCGCCGGAGCUCUAGGGGGAAUGCUGGUCGGACAUGGCUUGAGCUCCUUGGCCCGACCUGGAUAUGGGUACGGGCACGGGUAUGGAGGAUACGGAGGCUAUGGUGCGGGAUAUGGUCAUGGCCAUGGGUACGGACACGGUCACGGACACGGGCAUGGACAUGGACACGAAGGACACAAUGAGACAGAUGUGGAAUAUUACACAGAUGCUGCCAGUUCUGGACCCAUUUAUAGCUGUCUGACAGUUUUUGGACUCGUGAUGUCAUUCUUAUUUGGGUACUUUCUGUCAUAAGGGCCACUUGGCAUGGGUCAAUCUUGGGCACCUUCUUGCAUCUGUCACUUCUUUCAAUACAAAAAUAAUCCAACAAAAUAAAAAUAUGGAACAUGGACUAAAUGCAAUUUAGCAACUCUGUGCAUGAUCUCUGCCCAAGUUUUGUGUUAAAUUGACAGCAGAAAACAAGGUUGCAUUUGCUUCACUGGCGACUGUUUCCGAAGUUUUUUUGUUUCCGAAGCGAGAGUUAAGCACAUGCCUCAGAAGCCUGUAGAUUUUGUUUUCCAGAUUAAUGAUUUUUUUUUAUAAAUUAAUAAUGUAGUUUUUUCAUGAUUAGUUGAUAUGAAUAAUGGAAUUUAUUUUCCUUGAUACUUAUGCAAACAUGCAUUGAUUGUACUCUACUGAGCCAUUUCAACCUUCUCAAUGAUUUAAUCUGUUUGUUCCUGCCAUUUACGUCAGCGAACAUUGAAAAUAAAACAAGGCUUAUGGUAAAAUCACAUUAAACCAUAAUAAGCUUGACGAAGUGUGUCGAGACAAGAGCAAAUCUUGUUAAAGGGCUCGGGCACCCUCUACUUCACUUCCCCGAGCUCUUUAACAAGCAGCUGAUUGUCUUAAACCAUUAAGAUUCAAUCGCUUUCGCUUGUACACCUUCCUAGAUUUGUUUAUCAGUAUGUACGUUUAUUUUUGUACUGCUAAUUAAUAAAAACACUUCAUAAAAUA
This is a messenger RNA of Carassius auratus (goldfish), 2359 nucleotides long. Its product is annotated as shematrin-like protein 2. The coding region runs from base 1127 to 1660 and encodes 177 amino acids. NCBI's taxonomy places the organism in Eukaryota, Metazoa, Chordata, Actinopteri, Cypriniformes, Cyprinidae. The transcript is spliced from 2 exons. The record is from RefSeq and is a predicted model, not a curated record.